AAAACAUUCUGGCAAUGACAAAGGAGACUUCAAAAGAUCAGAAAAGAGUUGUAAAUGCCAACGCUUCUAAAACAAAUUUGAACCCCAGCUUUCCACAGUGAGGAGCUCAAUGGAAAAUGUCAACUUCACAACAGUGGCUUACCCAAUAACAUCACUUUAAGACCAAAAUGUGAGCCUCACCAAUUAAGAAGAAAAAGAGCACAAGUUUUAAAAUACUGGAAGACCUAAUUAUUUUGCUUAGAAUCAUGCAUGUGAAGAAAGCAUCACGUACAUGAUACUACAUGAUGAAUUUCACCAGAAUUUUACCAAAAUUCCGGCGAACACACCAGCAAACAUCUGCACGAAGAAAUGUGCUUUCAUUCAGGACAAAACCCGGAGAUUAACUGAGCUUGAUUCCUUCUUUAAAAAAACUGAGGCCUGCAUGUGAUGAUUUUUAAGUCCCUUAUUUCAACAGAGGUUGAUUCUUUAGCAGCAGGAAGAGAGUGAGAAUAACUAGACAUCCUGACGCUAACAAGUGGACUUGUUACUUUUUCAGUUUCUCAUGGGCACCCUGUACAUCACCUGUUUUGCAAAGUUGCACAACGACACCAACAAGCAGAUCUGAUCCUGCCUGGUCUGGGGCCUGCAGCUGUGCUGAGUGUGCCAUACCGAGAGAACUACACAGAGACUGUUUCGGCGCAAAGAGCAAGCCAAUGAAUUUUGCCUUGUCUGGGGGAGAAGAUAUACUUUUUUCUCGCUACAGUUUGAGAGGAGAGAAAAAGGAGGAAAAAAUUAAAAGCAGAAGGGCUCACAGACGAAAGAGACAAGAGACAGAGGAGGUAGAAGAUGAUUAACCGAUCAGGAAAGAAAUAAAGAACAAGCAUCUCUAUUGAUUUGUGACACACUGUAGUGGCAAACGAUUCAGAGCACCGAGGGGAUUUUUUGUUUGACUUCUUUUUCAUAGAGGAAAGGACACUGCAAACGACAGAUGACCGUUUUCAGAAUGAAGAUCGGACACUGGCAUUGGAAAGUGUGGAUUUGAAGCUCCCCAUUACUUUUUUGUGUUGAAAUGGAUCUGAAGGGAGCACAUACAUACUGACGAUUGCCAUCGAGAGCGCAGGUUGGAGAAACAACCUGUGCGCCCGUCCCUACUGCCCGCUCUGCGUCUCUGCUCCCCCACUCUCUCUCUCUCUCCUGUGGAUGUUCACUGAAUUCAUUUUUCGGAUGUGAGGGAUUUAUCUAGUCUAUGUUAGAAGGAGGAGGCAAAGAAAAACGCUUCUCUCUCUCGCUCUCCCUUUCACUCCCCCCGCUCUCUCAGUCCCCCCUCCGUUUUCUGGAUGUGAAGCAGCAUGCGGCCCGGUGAGAGCUUAGAGGGCUCGCGCUCGGCUCGCGGAAGAUGUAUUGAUGCAAAUAAUCUCGCUAAUAGCGUCACGGAACGCUGUCUUGCUCUCCCCUCGUCGAGGAGGAGGAUGAUGAUGAAGAAGAGGGUGACGACGAAGAAGAGAGGGAUGAACGGGAGGAUGACGGACGGAGGAAUGAAGGCGAUGCGCUAUUUUCUCUGGACUCUUGUGCUGUGCUCGCUCUCUUCUCGCGCGCAAGGCUUCAUCUACACCUGUGGGGGUACACUGAAAGGACGAAAUGGCAGUAUAGAAUCGCCUGGUUUCCCCUAUGGCUACCCCAAUGGAGCAAACUGCACCUGGGUUAUUGUUGGGGAAGAAGGAAGUAGAAUCCAGCUCAUCUUCUUGUCAUUUGCCAUAGAAGAAGAAUAUGACUUCCUGUCCUUGUAUGAUGGACACCCCCACCCUGCUAACUUUAGAACAAGGUUAACAGGCUUCCAGGCUCCUCCCCCUGUCACCAGCACAGGGAAUGUUUUCUCUUUGAGGUUGACCAGCGACUUUGCUGUUUCUGCUCAUGGCUUCAAACUCAACUAUGAAGAACUACACAGUACAUCUUGUGGGAAUCCAGGUGUUCCACCAAAAGCAGUGCUAAGUGGUGGUGGCCGUUUCGCUGUAGGAGACCGGGUGCAAUACAGCUGUGUCCCUGGUUACGUCUUAGACGGUCAUGCUACACUCACAUGCAUAACCAAUGCAGCAAACAUUGCAGUCUGGGAUUUUCCUGCUCCUAUUUGUCGAGCUGAGGACACAUGUGGGGGCACUGUGAGGGGCGGCAGUGGGGUGGUGACCAGUCCCGGUUACCCCGGCAACUAUGGUAACCAAGCCGACUGUACUUGGAUCCUUUUGGCCGAACCCGGAGACACCAUCUCUGUCAUCUUUACAGACUUCCAGACCGAAGAAAAGUAUGACUACCUGGAAGUGGAGGGCUCAGAACCACCGACCAUCUGGUUGUCGGGAAGUAACGUCCCCUCUCCAAUCGUUAGCAACAAGAACUGGCUACGACUGCAUUUUGUGACCGAUAGCAACCACCGUUACCGAGGUUUCAGUGCACAUUAUCAAGUGAAGCGAUCAGUAGAUUUUAAAUCGAGGGGCGUAAAAUUAUUCCCUGGCAAAGACUCCAGCAACAAGUUUUCAAUAUUGAAUGAAGGUGGUGUCAGACAGGCGUCUAACUCCUGCCCUGACCCAGGAGAGCCGGAAAAUGGGAAACGCCAUGGAAAUGACUUCAGCAUUGGGAGUGUGGUCCAAUUCAGUUGUGGAGAGGACUACGUGCUGCAGGGCAGUAAAACCAUCAGCUGCCAGAGAGUGGCCGAAGUCUUCGCCGCCUGGAGUGACCACAGACCAGUCUGUAAAGCAAAGACGUGUGGCAGUAAUCUUCAGGGGCCAUCAGGGACCUUUACAUCUCCCAACUUUCCAAUUCAAUAUGAGAGCAAUGCCCAGUGUGUGUGGAUAAUUACAGCGUCAAAUCCAAAUAAGGUGAUCCAAAUCAACUUUGAGGAGUUUGACCUGGAGAUAGCCUAUGACACUCUGACUAUAGGAGAUGGAGGAGAGGUGGGAGAUCCUACAACUAUACUUCAGGUCUUAUCAGGCAGCUUUGUGCCUGACCUGAUUGUCAGCAUGACCCACCAGAUGUGGCUCCACCUCCAGUCCGAUGAGAGUGUUGGAUCUAUAGGAUUUAAGAUCAAUUACAAAGAAAUAGACAAAGAGAGUUGCGGUGACCCUGGGACCCCUCUCUACGGAGUAAGAGAGGGCGACAGCUUCUCAAACGGGGGAAUCCUGAGGUUUGAGUGCCAGUUUGGCUUCGAGCUGAUCGGAGAAAAAACCAUCUCGUGCCAAGAUAACAACCAGUGGUCUGCGAACAUACCCAUAUGUAUAUUCCCCUGCAUGUCCAACUUCACAGCCCCCUCAGGAACAGUCCUCUCCCCAGAUUACCCAGAAGGCUAUGGGAACAACAUGAAUUGUGUCUGGCUCAUCCAGUCUGAUCCAGGCUCGAGAAUCCACUUGGCAUUUAAUGAUUUCGACCUUGAGGCGCCAUACGAUUCCCUGACUGUGAAAGAUGGCGAGACAAAUGAUGCCCCUGUCAUCGGGAGGUUCUCCGGAGCCGAGAGUCCAUCCCACCUGACGUCUAACACCAACACUCUGAGGCUGGAGUUUCAGGCCGAUCACUCCAUGUCUGGGAGAGGAUUUAAUAUCACUUACAGCACGCUGUGCGGUGGGGAUGUCAGGGGCCCCUGGGGAACCAUCCUCAGUCCUGGCUUUCCAGACAGCUACCCUUCAUCUCUCAACUGUACCUGGACGGUUGAAGUCAGCCAUGGGAAAGGCGUCCAGUUUCAGUUCAACUCCUUUCAUCUUGAGGACCAACAUGACUACCUCUUGGUAACCGAGAACGGGAGCUUCCUGCAACCUCUGGCUCGACUGACCGGCAAUGAGUUGCCUAGCAACAUCAACGCUGGUCUCUAUGGCAACUUCAAAGCCCAGCUACGAUUUAUCUCUGACUUUUCUAUCUCGUACGAGGGAUUCAACAUUACUUUCUCAGAAUACACUUUGGAGCCAUGUGAGGACCCUGGGAUGCCCAGGUUCGGCCGGAGAAAUGGCUACAGUUUUGGGGUCGGAGACACUUUGUCCUUUUCCUGCAACUUAGGGUACCGCCUGGAGGGGGCGCCAGAGUUGAUCUGUCUAGGAGGAGGGCGUAGAAUGUGGAGUUCUCCUUUACCAAGAUGUGUUGCUGAGUGCGGCUCUUCAGUCAUAAAUAAUGAAGGCAUCCUCUUGUCCCCAAACUACCCAAUGAACUAUGAUAACAAUCACGAGUGCAUCUACAGCAUCCAGGUGCAAGCUGGGAAAGGCAUCAACAUCUCAGCUAGAACAUUUCAUCUUGCCCAGGGGGAUAUUCUCAAGAUUUACGAUGGCAAAGACAACACAGCUCAAGUUCUUGGAGCAUUCACUGGCUCAUCCAUGUUGGGCCUGACUCUGAUUUCCACAUCAAACCACCUCUGGCUGGAAUUUUACAGUGAUGCUGAGGACACUGGAGAAGGAUUCAAACUGGUUUACUCAAGUUUUGAGCUGUCUCAUUGUGAGGACCCAGGUGUGCCUCAGUUUGGAUUCAAAGUCAACGACCAAGGCCAUUUUUCUGGGAGCAGCAUCACAUACAGAUGUGAGCCUGGUUACACUCUGCACGGGGCUUCGACACUUAAGUGUAUGACGGGUGAAAGGAGAGCCUGGGAUAACCCUCUGCCGUCCUGUAUAGCUGAGUGUGGUGGUCGCUUUAAGGGUGAAUCUUCAGGGAGGAUUCUCUCUCCUGGAUACCCUUUUCCGUAUGACAACAACCUUCGGUGCACUUGGACCAUUGAGGUGGAUUCUGGUAAUAUUGUGAGCCUUCAGUUCUUGGCCUUUGACACGGAGGCCAGCCACGACAUGCUGAAAGUUUGGGACGGCCCACCUGAGAAUGAAAUGUCUUUGGCAGAGCUGAGUGGAUCUUUGCUUCCAGAGGGAAUCCAUUCCACUCUAAACACAGUCACUGUCCAGUUUGAGACUGACUUUUACAUCAGCAAGUCAGGGUUUGCCAUUGAGUUUUCCAGCUCCAUAGCUACAGCCUGCAGGGACCCAGGUGUACCGAUGAACGGCACGCGGAGCGGAGACGGCCGUGAGCCGGGGGAUUCCGUGUCCUUUCAGUGCGACCCUGGAUAUGAGCUCCAGGGAGACGACAAAAUAACCUGCAUACAAGUGGAUAACAGAUACUACUGGCAGCCCAGCCCGCCUGUCUGCAUAGCACCUUGUGGGGGAAAUCUGACUGGCUCCAAUGGGUUCAUACUGUCUCCCAACUAUCCACAUCCCUACCCACAUUCAAAGGACUGCGACUGGCUCAUUGCUGUCAACUCAGACUAUGUCUUAUCGCUGGCCUUCAUCAGUUUCAACAUUGAGCCAAACUACGACUUCCUGUACAUCUAUGACGGUCCGGACAGCAACAGUCCUCUUAUCGGGAGCUUCCAGGACAGUAAACUUCCAGAGCGCAUAGAGAGCAGCUCCAACACCAUGCUUCUAGCCUUCCGCAGUGAUGGCUCUGUUUCAUAUACCGGCUUUCACCUGGAGUACAAAGCCAAACUGCGGGAAUCCUGUUUUGACCCAGGAGUAGUUCUGAACGGGACCAGGUUGGGAUCCGAUUACAAGCUGGGCUCGACAGUCACCUUUUACUGUGAAGCAGGAUAUGUUCUGCAGGGCUAUUCGACUCUAACCUGCAGUAUGGGAGAUGAUGGGAGGCCUGGAUGGAACAGAGCUUUGCCUAGCUGUCAAGCUCCCUGUGGAAGUCGCUCUACAGGGUCGGAAGGGACUGUCUUAUCGCCAAACUUUCCCAGAAACUACACUUCCGGACAGACCUGCGUGUAUUCCAUAUCUGUGCCGAGAGAGUUUGUCCUCUUCGGUCAGUUUGUGCUGUUCCAGACAUCUCUGAAUGAUGUUGUGGAAAUCUAUGAUGGACCCACCCAACAAAACACACUACUGUCCUCUCUUUCCGGUUCCCACUCCGGUGAAUCACUGCCUCUGAGUUCGGGAAACCAGAUCACAGUAAAGUUUACCACAGUGGGACCAGAAACUGCCAAGGGAUUCCAUUUUGUCUACCAAGCUGUACCCAGGACAAGCUCCACUCAGUGCAGCUCAGUCCCGGAGCCACGCUUCGGGAAACGUCUCGGUAAUGACUUUGCAGUCGGCUCCUUGGUGCAAUUUGAGUGCAACCCUGGCUACGUACUUCACGGCUCCACUGCCAUUCGCUGCGAGAGCGUACCGGACAACCUGGCUCAGUGGAAUGACACCCUGCCAACAUGCAUAGUUCCCUGUGGAGGCGUAUUGACCUCUCGCCGUGGAACCAUCUUGUCUCCAGGCUACCCAGAACCAUAUGACAACAAUCAGAACUGCGUGUGGAAGGUGUCCGUUCCAGAAGGGGCCGGAAUACAGAUACAAGUUGUGAGUUUUGCAACUGAACAUAACUGGGAUUCGCUCGACUUCUACGAUGGUGCCGACAACCAUGCACCAAGACUUGGCAGCUACUCUGGCACAACUAUCCCCCCUCUCCUGAAUAGCACAUCUAACAACCUCUAUCUCAGCUUUAGCUCUGAUAUUAGCGUCUCAGCUGCUGGAUUUCACCUGGAAUAUACAGCUAUUGGUUUGGAAUCAUGUCCAGAGCCCCAGACACCAAACUAUGGAAUCAGACAAGGAGACAGAUUCAUGGUUGGGGAUGUUGUACAGUUUUCAUGUGAACAAGGAUACUCUCUUCAGGGAAAUGCACAUAUUACCUGUAUGCCUGGACCUGUUAGAAGAUGGAACUACCCUGUACCUCUGUGUAUCGCCCAGUGUGGUGGCUCUAUGAAGGAUGUCAGUGGGGUGAUUCUGAGUCCAGGUUAUCCUGGUAACUAUCCCAGUGGAUUGGACUGCACCUGGAGUGUUAACUUACCUGUUGGCUUUGGUAUUCAUCUCCAGUUUUUAAACUUCUCCACCGAAGCAAUCCAUGAUUACCUAGAGAUCCGUAGUGGAACGCUGGAGACGGGUUCUGUGAUUGACCGGUUCAGCGGUCCAGUUAUUCCUAAGCCCUUGUUCAGCACCACCCACCAAACCACCUUUUUUUUCCACAGCGACUACUCACAAAACAAACCAGGGUUCCACAUCGCAUAUCAAGCCUACCAGCUUCAGAGCUGUCCUGACCCACGGCCUUUUCGAAACGGCAUCGUAAUUGGCACAGAUUUCAGCGUAGGGAUGACGGUGUCCUUCGAAUGUCUGCCUGGGUAUUCUCUGAUCGGAGAAGCCUCUCUAACGUGUUUACACGGAAUAAGCAGGAACUGGAACCACCCUUUACCACGGUGUGAAGCCUUGUGCGGUGGUAACAUUACCUCACUAAAUGGAACCAUUUACUCUCCUGGACACCCGGAAGAAUAUCCAAACUUCCAGGACUGUGUGUGGAGUGUCAGAGUUCCUCCUGGACAUGGAAUUUAUAUCAACUUCACCGUUCUGAGCACAGAACCCAUCUAUGACUACAUCACUGUCUGGGAUGGUCCAGACCAAUCAUCCCCUCAGAUAGGCCAGUUCAGUGGGAAUACCGCUUUGGAGUCUGUCUACUCAACUUCCAACAUCAUCCUCAUUAAAUUCCACUCUGACUUCUCUGGGUCAGGCUUCUUUGUCUUAAGCUACCAUGCCUACCAAUUAAGAGUAUGCCAGCCUCCCCCAGAAGUACCAAAUGCUGACAUGCUGAUGGAGGAUGGCGAGUUGGAGAUAGGUGACAUCAUCAGAUAUCGAUGCCAUCCUGGUUUCUCAUUGGUUGGCAACGAAAUUCUAACUUGUCGCUUGGGAGAGAGACUGCAGAUGGAUGCCCCUUCUCCUACAUGCCAAGUUCAAUGCCCCGCUCACGAUGUGCGAUACGACUCCUCGGGUGUGAUCCUGAGCCCAGGGUGGCCGGAGAGCUACCCGAACCUCCAGAUGUGUUCCUGGAGCAUUAAUGUGGAAAAAGGAUACAAUGUUACCAUAACCUUUGAGAGUUUCCACACAGAGAGGGAGUUUGAUGUGCUAGAGAUUUUUGAUGGUCCCACAACCAACAGUCCAACUCUGGCAACGCUGAGCGGAGACCUGCCAACACCCUUUAACAUCACAACCUCCGGUCAUCAGUUUCUAGUCCGCUGGUCCUCAGAUCACGGCACCAACAAGAAAGGCUUCAAAAUUCGCUAUGUUGCCCUGUACUGCUCCACGCCAGACUCGCCCCUCCACGGCUCCAUAUCGUCUCAGACAGGCGGUCAUGUUAACAGCGUGGUGCGCUGGGCUUGUGACCGCGGUUACCAUCUUAUAGGCAAUGGCACGGCGACUUGCCGCCGUACGUCGCAGGGCUACCACGCCUGGGACUCUCCUGUGCCUGGUUGUCAAGCCGUCUCCUGCGGGCCACCUAAGGCACCAAUAAAUGGUGGAGUGCUAACUGCUGACUACUCUGUGGGAACAAGAGUUUCUUACUUCUGCAACGACGGAUACAGACUAUCCAGUAAAGAACUGACAUCAGCCAUCUGUCAGCCUGACGGAACAUGGAGCAACCAUAACAAGAUACCGAGAUGUUCUGUGGUAGUCUGUCCCAGCAUUGGGUCGUUUUCUCUGGAGCACGGCCGCUGGAGGAUUGUUAAUGGCUCGCACUACGAGUACAGAACUCGCAUCGUAUUCACCUGUGAUCCAGGGUACUACCGGUUAGGCCCCGCCCACAUCCAGUGUCUAGCCAAUGGAGUGUGGAGCUGGAAGAACGAGAGGCCGCACUGCCAGAUUAUCUCAUGUGGUGACCUGCCAUCGCCUCACAAUGGAAAGAAGAUUGGUACUCAGACGACAUUUGGCGCUACGGCCAUCUUCACGUGCGAUGUUGGCUUCAUGUUGGUGGGGUCAGCUGUCAGAGAGUGCUUGUCAUCUGGGCUUUGGAGUGGAACGGAAACAAAGUGUUUAGCUGGCCACUGUGGAAUCCCAGAGGGAAUUGUGAACGGCCAGGUCAUCGGGGAAAACUUUGGGUACCGUGACACAGUUGUGUAUCAGUGUCUGCCUGGCUACCGCCUCAUCGGCUCAUCGGUUCGAAUCUGCCUCCAAGAUAACCAGUGGUCCGGACAGCUGCCCAUCUGCAUACCGAUCAGCUGUGGCCACCCAGGAAGUCCCAUCUACGGCCGCACGGUGGGAAAUGGCUUUAACCUCAACGAUGUGGUCAGCUUCGUUUGCAACCGGGGAUACGAAAUGGAGGGGCCCGCACGUGCUCAGUGCCAGGCCAACAGGCAGUGGAGCCACCCGCCCCCAACGUGUAAAGUGGUCAACUGCUCCGAUCCCGGCAUCCCAGCCAACUCCAUUCGGCAGAGUAAAAUAGAACAUGGCAACUUCACUUUCGGCACGGUGGUGUUCUAUGACUGCAACCCUGGUUAUUACCUGUUCGGAUCACCGGUGCUGACCUGUCAACCCACCGGACAGUGGGACAAGCCUCUUCCCGAAUGCAUAGUUGUAGACUGUGGCCAUCCAGGCUCUCCACCCAACGGCAUGCUGACUGGAGAGAAGUUCACGUUUGGUUCGACAGUCCGAUAUUCCUGUCUGGGUGGGAGGCAGCUAAAAGGAGAAUCUUCUCGGAUGUGUCAGCUCAAUGGGAUGUGGAGCUCCCCCAUGCCCUUCUGCUCGGGUGACAUUACUGGUUCUUGCGGCGAUCCUGGCAUUCCCUCCCACGGCUCAAGGGAACAAACGGAUUUCAGGAUCCGUUCCAAGGUCUACUUCACCUGCUCAGAGGGCUACGAGCUCAUUGGGUCUGCAGAGAGAAUGUGCUUCCCCAACGGGACGUGGUCCGGCACUCAGCCCUUUUGUAAACCUAUUCAGUGUGGAAAUCCCGGCACUCCAAGUAACGGCAGAGUAUUUCGCCUUGAUGGAACGACAUUCUCCCACUCUGUCAUCUACUCCUGCAUGGAUGGCUACCUGCUCACUGGUGCCACCACCAGGCUGUGCCAGGCCAACGGGACAUGGUCAGGGGCACAGCCGAACUGCACUAUGAUAAACUGCGGGGAUCCUGGCAUCCCAGCGAACGGCCUGCGCUACGGUGAGGAUUUCACUGUCGGACAGAACGUUUCCUUUCAGUGCCAGCCAGGUUAUAGGAUGGAGGAGGACGGGUCGCCUAUGAGGAUGUGCACCCAGAAUGGGACAUGGGGUGGAAACAUGCCCAUAUGUACAGCGGUGACCUGCCCGACCCCCCCUGCCAUCAGCAACGGCGUCCUGCAGGGCAGUGACUUUGAAUGGGGCAGCAGUGUGAGCUACAGUUGCUCACCAGGGUACGAACUCUCAUUCCCGGCCAUCCUGACCUGCGUGUCCAAUGGCACCUGGAGCGGCAUGCUUCCGCAGUGCCUACCCAAGUUCUGUGGCGACCCAGGCACACCAGUCGGUGGUUUCAGAGAGGGUCGGAGUUUCAUUUAUCAGUCCGAAGUGUCCUUCAGCUGUUCUCCGCCUUUGAUACUGGUCGGCACAGCAACCAGACUUUGUGAGAAUGACGGCACCUGGAGUGGAACUCAACCACGCUGCAUCGAACCAACUAAAACCAGCUGUGAUAACCCAGGAACGCCUCGCUACGGCUCCCUGAACCGGACCUUUGGUUUUAAGGUGGGGAGCGUGGUGUCAUUUCAGUGCCAGUCGGGUCAUUUGCUUCAGGGAUCGUCAUCCAGAACCUGCCAACCCGAUCUGACAUGGACUGGGACACAACCCGAAUGCAUACCCCAUGCCUGUAAGCAGCCGGAGAGCCCGCUCCAUGUGGACGUGGUGGGGAUGGAUCUUCCCGGAUUUGGCUACACCUUGGUGUACAGCUGUCAGCGCGGAUACUUCCUGGCGGGCGGCUCUGAGCACCGAGUCUGCAAGAGCGAUGGCACUUGGACGGGAAAGAUGCCAAUAUGUAGAGCUGGAGAGAAGAAGAAACCUGUGAAACCGGUACCAGGAACACCCAGCCCAAAACUUAACGUUCCAGACGACGUUUUUGCUCCUAACUACAUAUGGAAGGGUUCCUACAAUUACCGGGGCAGGAAGCAGCCAAUGACGCUGAGCAUCACCAGCGUUAACUCCACGACCGGGAGAGUAAACGUGACGCUCAGCAACGGCAACCUGGAACUGCUCCUGUCAGGAGUUUACAAGGCUUCAGAGGCCAGACUUUUACUUCUGAUGUAUCAGGUGAACUAUGUUAACCAGGGAAGCCAACUGAAAGAUUCAGCCAUCUCUCCAGCCAAGAUCAUGGAGGACUCCUGGACUAUGGAUGGAUAUGUAUCAGCAGAGCCUGAUGGAUCUACCUACGUGUUCCAGGGUUUCAUUCAGGGAAAAGACUACGGACAGUUUGGACUACAAAGACUGGGUCUGAACAUGUCAGAGAGUCAAAACUCGACACCUCCACAGCUUGGUACCAACAGCAGUUCUGUGGCUAUUGCUAUUCUGGUGCCUUUCUUCGCUCUGAUCUUUACUGGCUUUGGAUUCUAUCUCUACAAGCAGCGAACUACUCCAAAAACACAGUACACAGGCUGCUCGGUGCACGAAAACAACAACGGCCAAGCUGCCUUCGAGAAUCCCAUGUACAACACCAACGCCAAAGCUGUCGAGGGAAAGGCCGUCAGAUUUGAUCCUAAUUUAAAUACUGUCUGCACUAUGGUCUGAGGAGCGACUGUCCUCAGUCAAAAUUAAUGACUCGCAUUUCUAAUGGGACCACAACUGGUGCAAAGAUGGUGAAAAGGGCAAACUUUACCGAGACCAAGCGUCAUGGUGUGUACAAGAACCAACCAACCAACCGAUCCUUUCUGUUUGGAAAGGAUCCCAGCUCCCACCCCUCGCCCACGCAGAGGAACAACUCUCCAGCUGAAACCAAAAUCCAGCCUCGGUUUGCUUAAAGCUAUCAGCAUCCAUUGAGAGAAAAGACUGCAAGGUGACAACAAAAAAGCUCCAUUUCUACCCCCAACUCAGAGCAAGUUAUAGAAACUUUCUGAUCGGAUUCUAAACCAGACACAAACACAAAACAUUUGAGCUCGUAUUUAACCUCGAUCGCUGUUUCUAAGACCAACGCGUGUGGGCAAGCCAUGACCUGCUGGUUGGACCCUGUGUGUCACCUCAAUUUUUACUUGAAGCAAAGAUUUAGAGAUCAAAGAAGAGGUGUUCCAGCUGUAAUCACACAUCAGAAACUGAGGAGAACCUGUGACAUCAUCUAGAAAGGAUAUAUGUCAUUGAGGACACUGUGAAAAUAAAACCGACAGUCAAAAAAAUAAAUAAACUGUCACCAGCAGAAUAUUGCUGAAGCCAACUAACUGGUCGCGAAUACCACGGGAAUACAACAACCUCACAAGCAAACGGAAACCAUUUCCAGUCUCAGUGACAAGCAGAGACUGGUGUUACUGGUCUCUGUUUUUUUUUUCUUCUUACAUGGAGCCUAAGAAGGCUAAUGCUUCUAGACAGAAGCAAAAGUUGCUUUGAAAAAAGACUAUCCGCUAAGCGAGGGAUGAUGAUAGGGAUGGGGCAUCCCUGGAGAGGAAGCUGUAAUCCUGACUGAGCUGGGAUUAGAGCAAAGUGAAACUUACAAGGAGUCUAAAGUGAAGCUAGCACUAACAGAAGAGAUGAGAGACUGACUCAUCUAAUGGAUAAACUGCUUCUAGCGUGAUGAAGACAGCUUCUAACUGAACUGGAAGCAGAGUGAGUAAGUCAUUAGCAGAAAAAAAAAAAAGAGAUGAGAUUUUACAAUCCUAACACAACCAAUCAGAGCUUGUCUGACCUGAAGUAAUCUACUGAGAGAGAUCAGCUCUCCUCCUUUAUACUAGAUGAAUCAGAUCAGGUCAGACGGGAUAUGGCCUGGAGGAGAAGAUGUUCCUGAUCCUGGGAUUUUACCAGAAGGUUUUGAUCAGAAAGAGGCUAAACGAAAGCGGAGGACUCCGAUGGACUAAAAGGGGAGGAAGAAAAAAUGACUUUGGGAAACAUAGAAAGCUCCAGCACUAAAGCACAUUUCGCAAGGAGAGACGGACUAAUACCAGGACAGAAAGGUCCUGUUUUUUUUUUUUACAAUCUAUCUUUACUCCAAGAUAAAAGCAGGGGGCUUACAGGCAGACAGACAGAAACAGGUUUGUAGGCAGGAAUCAUAAACUAAGAAACAAGUCUAGAAAGACGGGGUUUUGGCCCUACGCUGUGGACAACGUUCCACGUGAUCCUGCACUCUGAGAGUGCUUACUUUCUUUGUUUGUUACAGCUGCAGAAUCUUCUGAUCUGUAAAUCUAUUGCAUAUAUAUUCGGGGAGCAUUCACCACCUAUAUUUUUGUGCUAUAUAUUUACCACAAAGGGAGGGUAAAUGGCGGGGGGAGGGAGACAGAUUAUAUCAGAGUUUUUAGAAAAAGAACUAUCAGAGUAAAAGACGUUACAGCUAUAUGCUUUCCACACGCGCCCACCGACGGUACCUUUGGUUCCACUGCAACAUGCAUCUAGUUUAUUUGAAACUUAUGUCUAGCAUGGAGUUCCCCCCUCACCAAAGGGGGUUAUCAUUAUCGAGAUGCAAGGUUUACCAGCAACAAUCAUACCCUAAACUCACUGACACGUUUUAAAACCCUGAAUUCGAGACAUUCUUUGCAGACAUUUGCACAUUAAAACUCUCAGCACUUUCUACGUGAUCAUCUAUAUAGUGCUCUCUUAUAGAUUUUUCUGGUUUUGCAUUGGACAGCCAUGUUGUUUUAUUAUCAAACUAAUUUAACAAAUUUUUUUUUCCUCCCCUCCAGGGUUUUUUUUUUUUUUUUGUGGGCUCUAAUGUCCCUUAUUUGAAAGUAAGCUGACAGGGAAGGGGGAAAGACAUGCGGUAAAUGUUGACGGGUCCGGGAAUCGAACCCGUGAAAGCCGCGUCGAGGACUCAAGGCCUCCAAACGUGGGUCGCACUCUCCCCCAUGCCACCACAGCACGCCCAAAUGAUGAUUUCUUGAUCCAAACCAACAUGGCUCUUUAUGUGACAGUAAAUUGUUCCCUUAAUCAUAAAACUAGCUCUCCCACUCUUGGUGGUAACAGGUGUCGUCAAGCAUUUGUAAAAGGUGGCAAUGAAUCUUUUACUUAACUUUGGAGAAAAUUUGGCUCACUCUUCUUUGCAGGGUUGUUAUUCAGCCACACUGGAGAGGCUUUGAAUCCUAAUGACCUCUUUAAGGUCACAGCACAGCAUUUCCAUGAGAUUAAAGUCCAGACUUUGACUAAACUAUAAAAAAAUUCUUUAGUUUGUUAUAUUGUUAGCUGUUCAGAUUUGAUCUGUGUCCUGCUACUAACCAGAAUGCAUUUGAAUUCAAUUCCACUGUAUAUAUACCAACUAGUGUUUGCAUUGCAGCACAGCUCGGUUCUACAAGCAGUUAGAUAAGUAACAGUUAAAAACUGCUGAGUUACUGCCACAAAUGUCAUAGCCCUAAAAAUUAUUUAUUUUCUAAUUUUUCCUGGAAUGUCUUGAGAUCCAAGCAUGGCAUGUUUCUUUUUGAGAUCUAUUAGUCUACUUUGUGGUGUCUUUAGAGAGCUGUCAUUAAUUAGACGUGCAUUUCACUAGUGAAAUUAAACUCCAAGAACCUUAGUCACAUUUAAUUUAGAAUUUAAAUAAGGGAGCAAUAUGUUUUUCUUGUAAUGUCAAGUUAGUUCAAGUUAGUUUGCUUUUUUCCCCCUGUAAUACAUGACAUUUUUAUUUGAAAACUGCUUUUUGUAUUUCUUCUACUUAUCGUUUAAUGUUAUAAAUUAGUUUGAUAAUCCAGAACAUUUUAGAGCUGCAAAAACAGAUAAAAUCUGAAAGAAGGCAGAUACUCAAGACGAGCACUGUUGUACCAGAGAAAUCAAACAACCUUAGUGAAAAUAGACGUUUCCAUUUGGGCAGACAAAUUAAUGAUGAUUGCUGGUUGCCUGCAUUAUGUGUACUUUGUGUGAUGGCGCUAGAAAACUUGUGUUGUACAUUGACAUUGCUCUGUUCUUGAUUGUAGUUAAUGUGUCAAAUACUGAGGAGGCGAAAAAAAACCUGCAGAGAAUCGGUGUAAUGAUGUGAGAUGGAACGUCUGUUCAGAGCAGAUAAGAAGGGAAACUAUCUAAUCUUUCAUCAAAUGCAUCCUCCAUACCUAUUGUGUAAAAAGCCUUAGUAUAAAUUAACCUUUAUUACAGUAACAGAAUCUCACACUGUCCUUUAAGUCAUGACAGGAAAACUCCUACUUCAUUAUUUUUUUUUUUCUAACAGUGGUGACACAGUUAUUGGCUUCCUUACAACUCCUAUUGGCUAAUAGGACAGUCUUCUAAAAUAUGUAAGAGUUUAAACCAGGGAUUAAGGUCUCUCCACUUGGAUGGCAAAGGAAGGACCAGGAUGUUGCAACUGGUAAACCAUUCUUUUAUUGAUUUUACUGUACUUUUGGAAUUUGUAUGCUUCCGUAAGACACCGUGAUGAGCCAUUUUCUGUUUCCCUUCAGAUUUGUUUUCAAUCUUCUUGGUAUUUCAGAGUGAAUGAUCCUGCAUACUCUAACAGGAUCAUUCAGUGAAGUUGGGGAACUUUGAAAGAAAGACACAGCAUAAUACAUUGGACCCGUUAGUUGUUAUUUCUUUGGUUUAUUAGUUAACCCAUUUACUUAUUUUAACACUAUGUAGACAUCUUUAGCAGGGUCCCAAUAGAUAAUGACAUUGUUGGAAGGAGACAACCUAACUAUGGUCUUCACAUCUGAUGCAGUUAAAAAUGCAGCUUGCUUCACAAAUAUGAAAAGAAAAAAAAAAAAAGUUGACAAAAGGUCUUUUGUUCUGAACUUUCAGAGUUUUGAUCUUUGUGAUCUAUGAAUUUAUGUUAUUUUCAUCUACAAGUUCAGUGAAUGUCAUUUGAACAAUUAAGGGGAAAAAACACAAUCCAAUUUUUUAAUUUAGAGUUUCAGAAGCAGAUGCUACUUUGGAAGCGAGACAACUGCACACAACAGUUUAGUGUUUAACAGUUAGCUAAACAUCCAGAUUCCAAUUUGUUUUAGCAAGUGCUAAGCUAAAAUAAUCAAACAGAUCAAAGCUUUGACCCUUGUUUUAUAUUUUACCGGUAAUUCAUACAGUUUUGCCUAAUUUUUUAUGGGUAGCUGAAUUUAUUUUGAUCUGCCACAUUCUGAUGAUACAUGUAAUGCAUCUUUAUUAUGCGUUCUCUCAGUGAAGGUUGUUUGUCUUGCUCAUGGUGCCAUGCCACAAACUCCUGCUGAGGCAUGGGAAUACUACACAACAUCUUUCUCUCAAAUGAGAAAAUAUAAGGUUUUGAAACUACAUUGGUUGCACCUGGUUCCUAAUUGACCAAAAAAAAAAUAAAAAAUAGAAGAGAAACAUUAAAAAUGGGAGUAAAAUGUCAUCAUCAAAGAUCUGCAGCUUUGAUGUAAAUCCUCACCCCCCAAAAAAACUGAAGUUUUUGUUUUUGAAGAAUCUGAAGAGCAAGUCUCUGAUGAUAAGUAACUGUGCACUUUUAAAUGAGUCCAGGUGCCAGGGAGCAUGAAAACAUCCACUCUGUUUUUAACACCCCCGCUGCUGUGACCACAGGCGCCAGCUGCCACCAGCCGACACAAAACUCCUUUUAAAGUCAUUACUGAUUUAAAAGCAGCAGUAUAGCUGGGGCUUCUUUGUUUACCCACCCAGCAACCAUCCUGCACUUUACUGCUGUGGUGAUAUUAUUAUUUGUUUUAUUACAUUUCGGUUUGGUCCUUGCUGCUCUUCUUGUGUUUGCUCACCUUUUUGGUAAGAAUCUGACUCAGUGCCUACCAAAAAAAUAAAGUCAUGGGAUCCUCUAUGCCAUCAACCCUAUGCUUUUUUCUUUUUUUCUUUUUUUUUUUUGCAUGCACACAGGUACCUGCACACUCCUAAUGCCAACACCUUCUCCUGUUCUCUGAACAAUGCUAUUUUUUUUUUCUAAGCUUCAGUCUAUUUUGCCACAAGCUUUUCCUAUGGACUGAGCGCAAUAACACCCAUGUGAUUUCAAAGACUUAUAGCCGUUCCUGCCCGGGGACAUUGGAAAUAUUCACCAUUUGAGAAAAAAAUAGAAAAUAUAGAAUAAAAAAGUGUUUUGUACAGAAAUAUAUUUUUAUGAGGAAAUUAUUUGUAAAAUGUAUGAAUCUAUAAUGUAAAUUUUCAAUGCAAUGUAAGA
Gambusia affinis (western mosquitofish) is the source of this 16989-nucleotide messenger RNA. RefSeq names its product CUB and sushi domain-containing protein 3-like. The transcript is spliced from 71 exons. Lineage: Eukaryota; Metazoa; Chordata; Actinopteri; Cyprinodontiformes; Poeciliidae. The coding region runs from base 1329 to 11522 and encodes 3397 amino acids. The record is from RefSeq and is a predicted model, not a curated record.